AUGCCCGCUAACGGUGUAAAUGGAGUUAAUGGGAGAGGACCACGUAGAAUGGCAACCCUAGAGCAACUGUUUCAGCCGAUCCAACCCAAGAGGGAUGACACCGGGAACAAAGUCACCGUCGUUGGGACCGGCCAAGUCGGCAUGGCCGCUGUAUUCUCAAUGUUGACUCAGGGUGUGACGAAUAACAUCGCAUUAGUGGAUGUAAUGGAAGACAAACUGAAGGGAGAGAUGAUGGACCUUCAACACGGUUCCGCCUUCAUGAAGAAUGCUAAGAUCCAAGCUAGCACCGAUUAUUCUGUAUCCGCUGGUUCCAAAAUUUGCGUCGUAACUGCAGGAGUCCGUCAACGCGAGGGAGAAUCUAGACUUGACCUAGUGCAGAGGAACACUGACGUUCUAAAAAGUAUUAUUCCACAGCUCGUGAAGUACAGCCCAAAUGCUGUAUUCGUCAUUGCCAGCAAUCCAGUCGACAUUCUGACCUACGUCACGUGGAAGAUCAGUGGGUUGCCGAAACACCGUGUGAUUGGCUCUGGAACUAAUCUAGACUCAGCUAGAUUCCGCUACCUUUUAUCCGAGAAGCUGGGCGUCGCAGCAACAUCUUGCCACGGUUAUAUUAUCGGAGAGCACGGAGAUAGCAGUGUACCGGUAUGGUCGGGUGUGAACGUAGCGGGAGUACGUCUCAGUGAUCUCAACUCCAAAGUGGGAACAGAAAAUGAUCCUGAAAAUUGGCAAGAAUUACACGAUAUGGUGGUAAAGAGCGCGUAUGAAGUUAUUGGGCUAAAGGGCUACACUUCCUGGGCUAUUGGUCUCUCGCUAGCACAAUUGGCUCGAGCGAUUCUAUCUAACGCUAACAGUGUACAUGCUGUAUCUACUUACUUGAAGGGUGAACAUGGUAUAGAAGAGGACGUUUUCCUCUCCCUCCCUUGCGUGCUGGGCAGCAACGGCGUCUCUGACGUCAUCCGCCAACCUCUCACUGAGAAGGAACUCAAUCAACUCCGCAAAUCUGCACACCUUAUGGCACAAGUGCAAGCGGGUAUCCAAUUC
Messenger RNA from Brenthis ino (lesser marbled fritillary), 1041 nucleotides. The record is from the annotation of a GenBank genome assembly. Lineage: Eukaryota; Metazoa; Arthropoda; Insecta; Lepidoptera; Nymphalidae.